Vespula vulgaris is the source of this 1295-nucleotide messenger RNA. Its product is annotated as methionyl-tRNA formyltransferase, mitochondrial. Gene Ontology annotation, biological process: conversion of methionyl-tRNA to N-formyl-methionyl-tRNA; biosynthetic process. Gene Ontology annotation, cellular component: mitochondrion. Gene Ontology annotation, molecular function: methionyl-tRNA formyltransferase activity. The record is from RefSeq and is a predicted model, not a curated record. Lineage: Eukaryota; Metazoa; Arthropoda; Insecta; Hymenoptera; Vespidae. The transcript has 6 exons. Bases 179 to 1234 code for a protein of 351 amino acids.
AAAAGAUAGUUCGGCAAAUAGCGUUCAGAUAGCGCAGCGAUACGUCGGUGCGGUAUUUCGACUCGUGUCAUACGAGAGGUUAUACAGAUCGAUCUUAACCACGACGAAAGUAGUACGUGUAUGAACGUUGAUCGAAGAUGUUUGUAAUUUUCGAUUCCAUAUAAACUAACCUUUUAUAAUGUUCGUAAAAAUUUAUAAGAUAAAACAUAAAUUUCUUGAUCUCACACAACCAUUUACAAAUUCAUUCAGAAUAUUUAAGGUUUCAAAAAAACAAAUACAUACUGCUCCCAAAGAAGGACCGUGGAGUGUAUUAUUUUUUGGAGUUGAUGAUUUUUCUUUAGAAAGUUUAAAAGGUUUACAUAAAGAAUACGAGUUGAAAACACUAUGUCGACUAGAAGUCGUCACUACACAACAAAACAAGAAACAAGAAGUUAGAGAUUAUGCAAUGCAAAAUGGAAUUGCGAUGAGAACUUGGCCUGUAACAUUUGAUACUGAUGGUUUUCAUAUAGGAAUUGUUGUUUCUUUUGGUCAUUUAAUACCAAAGAAGAUAAUAAAUUCAUUUCCAUUAGGCAUGUUAAAUGUUCAUGGCAGUUUAUUACCAAAGUGGAGAGGAGCGUCGCCGAUUACAUACUCUUUAAAAAAUGGAGAUACACAUACAGGUGUUACAAUAAUGAAUAUAUUGCCGAAAAAAUUUGAUAUCGGAGAGAUAAUAGCACAGGAACAAAUAAGUAUUACCCCAGACGAAACUUUACCAGAAUUACGUGCUAAACUAGCAAAAAUAGGCGCAAAUCUUCUAGUCGAGACAAUAAAAAAAUUACCAUCCAUAUUAUCAAAUGGAAGACCUCAAAACGAAACGGAGGCAACGUAUGCUCCCAAAUUUACAUCAAAGAUAUCCUUAAUAAAAUGGGAUGAAAUGUCAGCUAUAGAUAUAUACAAUCUACAACGUGCUCUUGUAGGAUUAUAUCCAUUAACUACAAAAUUUCGAAAUACGAUGAUUAAAUUGUUAGAUAUUAAAAAAAUAGAAAAACCAAAUCAUUUGUCACAUUUACAGUUAGAUAUACCAGGUGUUGCGACAUUUGAUAAAGUAAACAAAGUUCUAAUUGUAAAAUGUAAAGACGAUAGCUGGAUAUCCGUCGGGAAAGUAAGUAUUCCAGGACGUCGUUCGAUGAGCGCAAAUGAUUUUAGCAAUGGUUUCAUUCUUGGCCAGAAACAAAGAAUAAUAGUUUUUCAAUAAAAAAUAUUAGUUGCAACACCUUUACUAUUUAAUGAAUAUAUAUAAAAACCUUUGGAAUAUA